AUGAUGCACCCCUUCUUCUUGAUAAUUCUCCUGGGACUCCCAUGGGUGCACACCACUGUCAACAAUACCAGUGGGUUGGACAACAGUACCAGUGGGUUAGACAUGGUCAUCAAACCUAGGCAAGGUAUGGACUCUCGUCAGCUCCUAGUCUACAAGAACUGUGUAGAGGAAUGCUCGUUUGCACUUAUUCAGCCUCCACCAACCCCUAGAAAGCUUCCACCAACCACUUACUUCUACUAUACCCUGUGCUGCUCUGGUUAUCUUUGCAAUGAAGGAGGACCUUCUAAUAUAGAGAGGGACUUGUCACCCCCUGUUGUGAUUGAGGAAGGGCUAAUUGCAAGAGCUGUGUGUCGGGGCGAGUUCAACCUUCUCCUGAACAUUUCCUUAAUCCUCUCCAGCAGCAUACUGAUCUGA
Messenger RNA from Peromyscus californicus insignis, 414 nucleotides. It is a transcript of the gene Gml, whose product is annotated as glycosylphosphatidylinositol anchored molecule like. The record is from RefSeq and is a predicted model, not a curated record. NCBI's taxonomy places the organism in Eukaryota, Metazoa, Chordata, Mammalia, Rodentia, Cricetidae. The coding region runs from base 1 to 414 and encodes 137 amino acids. The transcript has 2 exons.